AGCCUACAGGGAGGAGGUGAGUGCCCUCGGAGUGUGGUGUCAGGAAAACAACCUCUCACUCAACAUAAAAAAAACAAAGGAAAUGAUUGUGGACUUCAGGAAACAGCGAAGGGAGCACCCCCCUAUCCCCAUCGAUGGGACAGCAGUGGAGAAGGUUUGUCGGUGUACAUAUCACCGACAAACUGAAAUGGUCCACGCACACAGUGUGGUGAUGAAGGUGCAUCAGCACCUCUUCAACCUCAGGAGGCUGAAAAAAUGUAGCUUGUCACCAAAAACCCUCACUAACUUUUACAGAUGCACAAUGGAGAGCAUUCUGCCGGGCUGUAUCACCGCCUGGUACGGCAACUGCACCGCCCACAACAGCAGGGCUCCCCAGAGGGUGGUGCGGUCUGCACAACGCAUCACCGGGGGAAAACUACCUGCCCUCCAGGACACCUAGAACACCCGAUGUUACAGAAAGGCAAAACCUGAUCAUCAAGGACAAUAACCACCCGAACCACUAUCUGUUCACUCCACUUCCAUCCAGAUGGCGAGCCCCGUCUUGGCCAAUGCAUGCUGCUUUACAGCAUGAACACAGAAGUGUGGGCUCAUCUUCUAAUUCUGGCAAAUGAAAAUGGAUGAGAUUUCGAUGUCCAGCCUGGACAACAGCAAGCUGGAGGGCGUAGCUCAGGACAUCCUUUCUGACCUGGUGGAGGAUGCUUGUCUGGGCCUGUGCUUUGAGGUCCACCGGGCCGUCAAGCAGGGCUACUUUUUCCUGGAAGACACGGACCAAGAAACCAUGAGGGACUUUGAAAUUGUGGACCAGCCAGGAGUGGAUGUGUUCGGGCAGGUGUACAACCAGUGGAAGAACAAGGAGUGUGUCUGUCCCAACUGCAGCCGGAGCAUCGCUGCGUCACGCUUUGCCCCGCACUUGGAGAAAUGCCUGGGCAUGGGGCGCAACAGCAGCCGCAUAGCCAACCGCAGAAUAGUCACCGGCAACAACACUAACAAUAAAUCAGAGAGCGACCAGGAGGAUAAUGAUGACGUCAAUGAUAACGACUGGUCCUACGGGGCGGAAAAGAAAGCGAAGAAGAGAAAAUCAGAUAAGAAUCCAAACUCACCCAGGAGAUCCAAAUCAUUUAAACAUAAGAGUGGUAUGAUGGGCCCCAGACGGCGUAUGGACAACCAGGAGAGCCCACGCAUGCUGAUGAAAGACGAGGCCUUCCCUCAGUGACAGACACACAGGAAGACCAUUCAGAGUCCACCCUGGCUCCUUUUGUUUUUCAAUGGACCGUGACAGAUGUGUAGUAGACUAUUGCUAAAUGGGUCGUGUUCAUUAAGCACCACACUGAACAAAACUGACUGAUACAUGGAGGUAGUGACUGAACUUCUCCAAUAAGAAAUGCUUGUUUGUUUUUCCAUUGUGAAACGUUUUAAAAUGUUUUGUUACUGUGUGCCCUAAUGAACACAACACUGCUGAAGCAGUCCAGAGACCCCCUGCACAGUGUGUCUCUUCCGUUUUUCCCCUCCACCGAAACGUUGCACCAAUAAUCAUUAUUUUAUAUCAUACAUUAUUUUAUCGAUAGGUAGCUCUUGGCUGGCCUCUUUACGAAAUAUUGUGUUGAAAUAUUGUGUUAGAAUCUGUCAAUGCACAGAUAAGGAGUGAGGUCGUACAGUGGCUAGGCAGAGGCAGUCGAGGUCAGAGCAAUGGAUACUAAGGACCAUUUGAUUAUGCACUGACUUUUUGAUGAUAUUAUCAGUCAAGAAGUCUUUUCAACUAUCAUUUUUUUGACAAGAAUAUAAUUAUGAACAAAUGGACAGUUAAAAUCAGAAGUCGCACAACUUACAGGCAAUAAUAAUUAAUGGUUUGUCAUUUUAUUACUCCAUAUUCACAGUGUCAACAUCAUUAUUCUCCUACUGAUGAGUAUGCUGAAAGGACUCCCGUCACUUGUCAUAUACCUGUGGAAAUAGGUUUUGAAAUAAACUGCAAACUCCUUGCAGUAGAACAUGGGUUAAUCUGUUUCAUUGUAGAUGAGUAGUUAGUUAGGCUUGUUUUCUAGCAUUCAAAACAUUCUUUAUUAUUUGUUUACAUUGUAAAGGGUUAUAUGUGUCCUCAGUGUUGUGAUAGUGUAAAUAUUUAAAUAGUUGAAAUGCUGCUAUCAUGGCUUUGUAUUUGUUCAUCUGUCAAGUAAUAAACGAUUGUCAUCUGUC
Molecule: messenger RNA, 2190 nt
Organism: Oncorhynchus kisutch (coho salmon)
Lineage: Eukaryota; Metazoa; Chordata; Actinopteri; Salmoniformes; Salmonidae
Product: ataxin-7-like protein 3
Exons: 8
Coding region: 608-1213 (201 amino acids)
Biological process (GO): regulation of transcription by RNA polymerase II; positive regulation of DNA-templated transcription
Cellular component (GO): SAGA complex; DUBm complex
Molecular function (GO): transcription coactivator activity
Source: RefSeq, a predicted model, not a curated record